UAAGCAUAAUCACUUCUCAAAUGCUCGCAGCACGCUGUCUUUAGAGAUUUCACAGUUUGCAUGCAAAACCUUGAAUUUCACAUUGUUGCGCCACAAUCACAACAACGCAACAUCAGGGAAAAUCUACCAUUCAAUUGGCAUCUAGUUUCAAUGGACAUGCAAUUUCCUAGGGUAGUAAUAAAGGAUAUUGAAAAAGAUCAUCACACAGAAACUCGACUGCCAUCCAAGUACCCCUGGAAAUCUUCUCGCGAACCCCAGGUUUAACACCCCUGCUCUAUGCCAACAUAGCUAAGUCAACUCCUCCGGCACUAAGCUAUUACGCAACCUAGCUUCCAUUUUUCCUUUUAUUAUGGCGAUUACCUAAUUUAUGUGCAUGCGAAUUUUAAUAAUGAAUAAUUUUUUCAUUUUAUCUCUUAUAGGACAUAAUGUUGGAUUUCUUAAUUAAGUAUUAUCUAAUCAGACCUCAAUUUAGAGUUCUAUUCAUAUGGAUUGGCGUUUUGGCAUUAUCUGCUCUAAAAGAAUUUGUCUUCAUUCCUGACUCGUAUUAUUCCGCUUCUACGAAUUUUCUCAACAUUUACAUCGUCAAGUACAAUUGGAUUUGGACAGUGGGGCUUGUAACCCCAUAUGCAUUUAUAACAAGUUUUGUUUAUUCCUGCGACCAUUGGAAACGAGGUUCUGUCGCUACUGGGCUGAGAUGGCUGUUUCUCACUGGACUUUUUUACUUUUGGACAAUUGUUUUCGACGGAAUUAGCAACCUAACUGGGCUAUGCUUCGAUACUGCCAGAAAUCCACUGUUAGACAUCACAGAUAAGCAGUCAUGUAUGAAAUUGGCGGGAACCAAUCGCUGGCGAAGUUUUGAAAUUUCAAAUCAAGCUUUCACAUUAACCCUUUCUGCACUGGUGAUAGCUCGGAGCUACAAAUCCAAAAAUACUGGAAAUACAUCUCGACCCACGCAGCAGAGACUUCACCGUGUUUUAGCUAUCGGAUCAAAGUCCCUUACAGGCUAAAAAGCGAGGCAAUAAAACAACGAAAACAACAAUAAACUAUUUAUUUAUUUUCUGUUCAAUUUUAAGCAUUUUUUGGAAUUUUCCCUAAUUUGUACAUGUCUGUAUUCUCAUGGUUUUAUCACUAAAGCGUUAGGUGCUGCUUUCGGAAUUUUGUCAUGGAUGGUUGCAUAUUUAGAAUUAUUCGUAACCGCUCUUUCCCUAUUUAUCCUGGUUACGGCCAUCUAAAGUCUCUGAUCACCCACACGCCGGCUAAGGAGAACAGGAAUGGGGUGGAUAAAAAGAAAGAAUAGUCGUUUUUUAUUAGAGGAAAUUUAAAAAUUUUGAAUUGCCAAAUUAGGCCAUAGCAUCUUGCGGGCCGAAAAACAGGGAUUUUGACAUUUAGUCCUAACGGUCUAAAAUGUGUUCAAGCUACGAAGAAUUGCUAUUUGUGAUACAGAAAAUACUUUUUUUACAUUAAGAAUUGAGGGGUUCCAACCCGCAAUGCCCCCAUCGACCUUGGGUUGGGAAAAAUUUUGCAUUUUUUAUUGGGUGUUGUCCAUAUUAUCCAAAUAGUUCAAUAUUUUAGAUUUUUAUUUUGUAAUUAUUAGCAAUCAUUGCUAUCAUAGAGGUUUGCUCAAAGUAAAAAAUGUGUGAAAGCAGUAUAACUAUAAACUAGAGCUGCGUGCAGCUUUAACAGGCUUCCCGCGUAAAAAAAACUGAAGACGCGUUUUGCUCACUGGAGCAUGAAAGCGUGGUCAGUCAUGCAUAAAAUUGGCAAUUUAUGA
Molecule: messenger RNA, 1771 nt
Organism: Styela clava
Lineage: Eukaryota; Metazoa; Chordata; Ascidiacea; Stolidobranchia; Styelidae
Product: acyl-coenzyme A diphosphatase FITM2-like
Biological process (GO): lipid storage; phospholipid biosynthetic process; lipid droplet organization
Cellular component (GO): endoplasmic reticulum membrane
Molecular function (GO): coenzyme A diphosphatase activity
Source: RefSeq, a predicted model, not a curated record